Messenger RNA from Vicia villosa (hairy vetch), 807 nucleotides. RefSeq lists its product as uncharacterized. The coding region runs from base 1 to 807 and encodes 268 amino acids. The transcript is spliced from 4 exons. NCBI's taxonomy places the organism in Eukaryota, Viridiplantae, Streptophyta, Magnoliopsida, Fabales, Fabaceae. The record is from RefSeq and is a predicted model, not a curated record.
AUGUUGGUUGCUCCUAUUUCUGAUGAUGAAAUGGAGGUUGCUAUUAAUAGAAUUAGCGAUAUCACAACUCCUGGUGUGGAUGGCUUUGGUGCAAAGUUUUUCAAAACUGUGUGGGAUGUUGUCAAAGUUGAUGUGAUUAAUGAUGUCCAGGAAUUAUUUGCUAAGGAGAAAUUGUUCAAAUAUGUCAAUAGCUCCCUAACAACCCUCAUCCCUAAAUCUCAUAAUGCUACUAUAGUUAAAGAUUUUCGACCAAUAUCCUGUAGUACUACAAUAUACAAGAUCAUUUCAAAGGUUAUGACUAAUAGACAGAGAAAAGUGUUGAAAAGUAUUAUAGAUGACAGAGAUCCUAUAUCUAUUAAGCUGGCCUUGGAGUGCUUCAAAGAGUUUUCUCAAUCAAAUGGCUUGGAUGCUAACCCCAACAAGUGCAAAGUGUAUUUUGGCAAUGUUGAGACUAGUGAGCAACAGAUUGUGGCAAGAAGAACCCAGCUCAUAAAGAGUGUGUUGUUUGUUAUUGUGAACUAUUGGAUGCAAUGCAUCCCAAUCCCUAAGAAGGUGAUUAAAGUUGUGGAAACUGUUUGUAGAACCUUCUUAUUGUCUGGACUUGAGAAAGCAUCUAGGAAGUCAUAUAGCUUGGCAAAGGAUCCUAUGGAUAAAAUGAAUACACUAUUACUAUACAAAAGGGAUAAGUAUAAUGAUUGUGUCUAUGAGGAGUUUUUGCUCUUGGAUCCUCAAGGCUAUAUUGAAAAAGAGUGGAAUCAUAAAUCAAAGUGUUACAUUGAGCAAUUUGAUGCAGCAAGACAAAUUUAA